CGCGCUGCUCGCAGCUGAUGCGGCUCGUCGUGUUGUUCGUUCGUUGUUGCGUCGCACGGCGUGCGUCUCACGCACGGGAGAAUGCACCGCGACCAAGUUUGGCGUCGUUGCGCGUGAGAUCCACGUUAAAAUCCUGUCGAUCGACAUCCGCACGCGCGAUAUACCCUUCCCCGACAGCGGCGAGUCUCUCGAGGAAUACUCUACGGAGGGAGUCUUCUGCGUCGCGAGAAAACGUCGACGGGUCGGCUGAUUGAUCUCUGGUGAUGCGGGAGCGGACGCGGCGUGCGAGAUCGCUCUUCCCUCUGGACGUGCGGCGCGUCCGGACAAUGGAUCGUGAGGAGCGAGGGUAGACAAAGGGCCGCCGGACGGACGGACGCGCUCUUGGUUGACCACCGCGGACGGCCGCGUUACCUCCGCGCUCCGGCGCGGCUGCAUUUAUUUAUAUGCUGCAUCUGGGACCCGUGCGUCGCGCGGCCGCUGAUUCGAGAUACGCGCAUCGCGAUCGAGCGAGGUUUCCCAUCACGAGAGCCUCCCAUUCGCGAGGUUGAUCCGUCGCAGGAUCGUCGGUCGACGACUCGGAGACUGACUGUGCGUUGCGUCUCUCCACGAGACCUGCGUUUCUAGCGCCCGGCAACAGCGAGGGUGACGCUUGACUGGCGGCGAGACGGACGGCGCGAAAUGCACCUCGGUCUGUGGAUUCUGCGAAGUUUCCAAGAAAGGAUCGUAGCUGGGUUCGCGGGGUCGCGCGCACCGUGGAGGGUAAAAGGUGCAUUAGCGCAACAAUAAAAAUAUAGCCAUUAUGGAAGCGUUGCGCCUGGCUAUACAGACACGGCUUGGGGAGAGGAUGGUCAGCAUGAGCUCCAUGCUUGUGGAGACAGUCAGUAUAAACUAUGAAGAUUUUAACGAGAGCUUUUUAACGUGUGGCACCUGUCUUUGCGUUUACGAUGGCAGUGAACAUACACCCAAAUUAUUACCAUGUUCACAUACAGUCUGUCUACAUUGCUUGACCAGAAUUGCUGCGUCCCAAACGCGAGAGACAGGAGCAUUUAGAUGUCCCAUUUGUAGAGAAUUAAUAACGAUUCCUCGUGGAGGGGUACCCGCACUGCCCCCAAGUUUCCUUGUAAAUCAGCUCCUGGACCUUAUGUCCCGUCAAAGACGGGAAGUCAUUCCAAAGUGUUCAGUUCACAUAAAUCAGGAAUUAUUAUUUUGCGAAACAUGUGAUACAGUGUUUUGUACGGUAUGUACUGGCGGAACACAUGCGGGAACGUCACCCGGAUGCACAGAACACACUAUCAUCCCCUUCAGUAUUGCGAUAAAGAGGAUGUCCGAGAUACUGCUUUAUAAAGCUAAUGAGUGUAUAUCCAAGUUAACGCAGGCACAGGAUUCCGUGAGCACGGAGCUGCAGCGUUUAGAGGCGUCCACGGAGAGAUGCUUGAACGCAGUAGACACGGAGUUUGCGGAAAUCAUCGCGAAAAUAGAGAGACGCCGUGCAGAAUUGCAAGCCGCUGUGGCCGCUGCCGCACGCGACAAGAAACACGUGCUCGAGGAACAACAGGAGCUAAUCGAGGAUGAGAAAAUGAAAGUGGAGGCAGAAUGUGAAGGAUUACAAUAUCAGGUCGAGGUCCGGAAUAUUACCCAGCGUAUUAACAGUCUGUCCGAUCAGCUCGACGCAGCGACUGCCCUCAGCGAACCUAAAGAGAACGCCUUUAUCACGUUCGAGUUUAAUCAUAACGACUCUCUUUCCCAGUUGGAGCAAGCAUUGAGUAACUUGGGGCGAGUACGUUCUAGUACAACGUUGCCAGGUUUGUGCCGGGCCAGAUUAAAAGAUCUGGCGAUAGUGAAGCUACAAACGACAGUCGUAGUCGAAACGGUGGAUUAUCAUGGCCAUCCCCGUAACGUCGGCGGUGACCUUAUUGGCGCCGAACUGACGCUCGCGGACAACAUGCACGCAGAGAAUCAAAGCGUGCCCAUCGAGGCGGAAGUGAAGGAUCUGGAAAAUGGAACGUACGAAAUUGAUUUCCGGCCACCAACCGCAAGUCGAUACGUUUUGAAAGUGUCAGUGUUCGAGCGCCCCGUAAAAGAUUAUCCGCUAUUUUUCGAUGCGACUGAGCACAAUGAACCUAUAAAAAUAUACGGAAGACGUGGUAACGGGAAGGACGAGUUCCACCAGCCAGUUUCGGUCGCAGUGGACGACGAGGGAAUGAUCUAUAUUUUAGAUACUGGCAAUUCCCGCAUUAAGGUACUCAAUUGUGAUUUAGAAUUUCAAAGACACAUAAACAAUGAGGGCUUAGAGGGUCGCAGUUGUACGGGAAUAGAUAUUUCUCAGCAAGGCCUCGUAGUCGUAAAUUGGCGGACACGGAAGAUCACAGAAAUGACUUCGUUAGGUGACACAAUCCGAUCCUUCUCGCAUAAUACAUUUCAAGAACCGAUAGAUAUCGCAGUGGACAAGAGUUAUGGGCAUAUACUUGUCGCUGACAACGGUCAAAGUUGCGUGUUUGUGUUCGACUCGGACGGCAAGAUACUAUUCCAGGUUGGUAAGAAGGGCACUUUCAAAUUAAUCAGUUCUGUAACUGUCGGUCCGGCCGGAGAGAUUUUGGUCGCCGACAGCAGAAUUCAAGUAUUUUCCGCAAAGGGAGAUUUCUCCGAAGAGAUUUAUUCCGAAGGCAAAGGGAAAGGCACCUACGGAGGAAUAGCCGUGGACGCGGAUGGCAAAAUAAUCGCUACUCGUACGGACAAAGGCCGCAGCAUAAUACAAGUAUUGCAGUUGGGCGGAGGAAACAUCUUAACCGAAAUUGAUUCUCACAGCUCGAAGUUGCGGCGUCCAUCGGGCAUCGCUGUACUGCCGGACAAUCAUUUAGUGGUUGUCGACUUGGGCAAUGAUUGCAUAAAAAAAUACAGGUACUGGUAAAAACGUUAUUGUUCGAACAUUAAAAUUUGGUGGCGAGUGAGAGAGAAAAAAAAAGUUUAUUGCAAAGAUACCAAAUAUCAAUUUAAUUUAGGACUAUUUAUUCAAGUUUUCGUGGGACUAGUAAUGCUACCUAUUAUUAUGCACAAAUGCCUAUGUUUUUAUAAACUUUUAUAUAUACACGAAUUGCAACAAGAAACGUGAGGUAAAAUAUAGUAACAAUGUCAAAAUUUGAGUUUAUCUUGCAAUUGUGCAUUAUUACGCUACAAUUUACGCUUUGUUUUGUCUUUCAAAUAUAUUUAAUUUUUUUGUCAUGUUACUUUCUCUCGUUUUUCACAUAAGAACCAUUCUAUGAGGCUGUUGCAAAUAUAUUCUAUAUUUGCAACAGUCAAUCCGUAAAAAAAAAUAGGACAAAAUCGAUGAAAUAUUUGAAACGCUGAAACAUUUACUUUCCGAAUGUGUUUCGUAAAUACGCAAUUUUCACCAAAAUAGUCAUUCAAAAUGCUCAGUACUUAGUGUAUGUAUACCUUUUUGUAUUUUGUGACUAUUUAAGUCAUCGCGAUUAAUAUUUAAUCGUUUAAAUGUGUAAAACAACUCUGUUGUUACUGACUAAUCUAGAUACACUUAUGAGCAAUGAUUUCUCGUCUAGUUUUGGCAAAUCAAGUCUAAAAGUUGCUUAUCUUAUUCUGAAUAUAAAUCGAUUGCCUACAUGUGAUAGAAAUGUGAUGGAUCUGAAGAAAUAGUUUAUAUUAUUUCAAACAAUACUUUAUUCUUUUGCAUAUAAUUAAUUAAUUAUAAAUAUGAUUCUAAUAUGUUGUUUGAUUAUCGAGAUAAUAUAAAUAGCUCUUAGUUUUGAUUCGUGUCAAUGAAGAGGAGAAAUCAUUUUUCAUGGAUGUACAAUAUUAUUAGAAGUUAUACACUGCCGUUCCAUGUCCUUUUACAUUUUUGUCAUGACAGAAUACAGGGCUUUGCAUUAUAUGAAAUCGACCUUGUAUGAACAAUAACAUACUGUGAAGUCCUAGAGAUUUUCAUUAAACAUUAUAUAUUUUCAUAUAUUAAUUGAAAUGGUCAUCAAAUGUGAAGCCAUUUAUUACAUAUUUGAAAUAUCCCGCAUUUAUUAUAUUUACAAUAUAUCGUUUUUCUUAGAUUAGAUAUUUGCUGAUUCAUGCUUUGUGAUUUAAAAAAGACUUAUCCAUCUUUGUAUUUCAGUCUACUUUUUUCACUUGAAAAGAUUCGUAUCUUGCAGCAUUUAUCACAGAACAAAUCCGCGAAAGUUUCUUGUUUCUCUUAAUGAAAAAGAAAUUCUGGCUUUGCAUUACGUGAUUUUUUUAAUUAACUUAAAAAUUAAAGCGUAGAUUAUAGUUUAUAUAAGGUUAUAUAAUUAUAGUGUAUAAAAUUUAGAGAAAUAAGUAGAAGUAUAUAUUAAGAAUUGUACAUAUAUUUUUUCAGUAUUAUCAUAAAUUUUGAUAGAACAUGAGACAACAUAUGAUUUAUUUAUGUAGAGAUCGAUAUUUUCAAAAUUUCAUGUAAAACAUUUUCUCGACAAUGGCGAUGCAUUUUGCAGAAAAGGCCUACAAACUCAUUCACCAUGAUUGAAUUACUUGCCGUGAGAUAUAAAGCUACUAUGUUCCGAAUUUUAUAAAUUUUAUCAUGUGACUUCAUUGUUGAGACAUGUUUUAUAUAAUGUGUUUUAACAUUAUUUAAAUUAAAUUACUGAAUAAACCACAAAGGACCGGAUAUAAAAAUUUAAGCAACAGAAUUUACCAAAGUACGCAAGAAUUAUUUUUUCAUGCAUCCGGAAAUAUUUAAUGUCCGACUGAAAACCAUGGUUGUAAUCAUGAAGUGUUAUAUCAUCAUGAUGCAUAUCUACUUACUCUUCGAUACUUACUUCUUAAUCAAAAGUGAUAAAUUAAUGCAUGUAUAGCUUCUUACAUCUUUAAUUCCAGGAUAGACUUUUUUUGACAUAAUACUUAUGUUCAAUGGAACAUUUUUGCAGUGAUUAAUAUUUAUACAUCUUAUUUUUUUACGUGUGAUUUGUGUACAGUUGUAUUUUCUAGAAUUACUUGCCAGUUGUGUCAGCAUUAAAGAGAGAUUCCUGCCAUGUCGAACAAUUUACAGAAUUUUUAUACUAUAUACGCGGGCUAAAUUAAAUUAUACAGUUUAACUUUUCCGCAAAUGGCUAACACUAAGUCCCAUAACUCCAGAGAAUACAAAGUAUCUUUCUAAUUCUUUAUUUUUCAAACUGUAUCUUAUAUACUACACGACAUUCCUCAUGAACUGCUUUGCAGAGUGAUCUACCGUAUGCUACGCGUUUACUAUAAACUGUUGCAUAUAAUUGCUUGUAUGUAUGUAUGAAUACGACAGGUCACCAUAAAGCGCAUUAUCACGUUAGUCCUUAGCGAAAAGUAUAACAGUGCCUUUAUUAAGAAGAUGUCAUCAUACAGUAUUUAUCUAUUACAACAAUUAUUAAUCAUACAUUUCUGUUUUACUUGAAUCGAUACGUGACUUUAAUGCGUAUGUAUAUGCUUAAUUACAUUAAUUCGAUCGUACACGAAUCACGCCUACAAUUCUCCGCGAUUCGUAUGAUGGCAUUUAGGGAAUUGUAUUUUUUAUUUUAUAUUCAUAUCAUAUGUUAUUUAUAUAUACGCACGAAAGAGAGCAAGCAGAGAAAAAUGUAAAGAUUGUUACCAAUAUUACAAAUCGUUACAAAUUCCGCAGCUUCCGAGAUACAGGCGUUCUUCACAUGUGCGACAGUAUGUUAAGUAAGUUAAAGUAUGAAGAUGAGAACGCACACGAUAAGUUGCAACAGAUGCAAGAUCAAUCAUUUCUGUUGCAAUAAUUUAUGUUAAUUAUGUAAUUAUUUAUAGACCUAUUUGGGAGUUUGGUUUUAAAUUUUAGUUCUAUUCAGAGUUGAAAAGUUAAAAGCUUUAUAGAGACUCAAAUCAAUUGUGAAGCAAAACUAUUAUUUUGCUUAAAGUAUUCAAGAACCUCAGAAGUCAAGAUUGAUUUAUUACUUUUUACGUUUCACAAGUACUGAGCUACCAUAGGUAGCAUACUGAUUGAUUAUGACACAUGUUUCCUUUCACUUAACGAAAUUUUUAAUUAUUCAUGUACCUUGCAUUGAUACCAUGCAGAUUCAGACUGAUACGUAUUUCUUGUUUAUAUUUCCUGAUAUUGAUUUAAUCUAGUCAUACGUCAUUUAUAGUUAUAAAUACUUAUGUAUCGUGAUUACCACGCUGUACCAUAAAAUACAUUGUAAAUAAAGAUAUAAGCUUGAUUCACGGAAAA
This is a messenger RNA of Ooceraea biroi (clonal raider ant), 6193 nucleotides long. Its product is annotated as tripartite motif-containing protein 2. The record is from RefSeq and is a predicted model, not a curated record. Gene Ontology annotation, molecular function: protein binding; ubiquitin protein ligase activity; zinc ion binding. NCBI's taxonomy places the organism in Eukaryota, Metazoa, Arthropoda, Insecta, Hymenoptera, Formicidae. Gene Ontology annotation, cellular component: nucleoplasm.